AGCAGCAGAGAUGGAGAGUCAGAGUCGGACUAGUUUACAGUGUUGUGUGGCGCAUGCAUUACAGUAGAUUAUGUUGCGCGUCCAGCAGGCGGAGUGAUCUGCAGGCGUUAAAAAGUCCUGACAGCAGGAUUCGACAGCUAAACACUGUAAAUUUAGGACAGGUAGAUAGCGGACUUUUUCUCCCCUCUUUCUUCGCAGAAUAUCCAGUUAACGCAGCGAUACAAAACGGGACCAUGGAGAGAAAAAGCCUACCCGUUAAGCGUAUUCUCAAUAAGCCACAGAUUUUCCGCAGUGACCUUCGCACCGAUGUGAACACCGGCCAGCCGCGGGCCGGACGAUCGCUGCAGACCAAAGUGCAGAGAAGCAGGCACAAGAAUCUCUACGACGUAAACCAUCAGCUCAAGGUCAAGCCUGAUUUAAACACAACACUCCCAGUUCGACAGACUGCUUCCAUCUUCAAACAGCCGGUGACUAAGAUAACUAAUCAUCCCAACAACAAGGUGAAAACAGACCCUCAGAAGGCGGUGGACCAACCAAAGCAACUGUUCUGGGAGCGGAAGCUGAGCGGGUUAAAUGCAUUCGACAUAGCAGAAGAGCUGGUGAAAACUAUGGACCUUCCCAAAGGCUUGCAGGGCGUCGGGCCGGUGUGUUCUGAUAAAACGCUGCUGUCUGCCAUUGCCAGCGCGCUGCACACCAGCCCAGCGCCCAUCACUGGCCAGCUCACUGCUGCGGUGGAGAAAAACCCGGGAGUCUGGCUGAACACGGCCCAGCCUCUCUGCAAGGCCUUUGUGGUGACUGAUGAUGACAUCAGGAGGCAGGAGGAUCUGGUGCAGAAUGUGAGGAGACGACUUGAAGAGGCCCUGAUGGCCGACUCUCUUGCUCACAUAGAAGAUGUUGCCGCAGACGCAGCCGACGACAAAGUGGAGAAGAAGACCGAGCCGCUGGAGAACGAGGAGUUAUAGCCGAGGUUUGCUGAUAAACUCCAUGUACUAAAAAAAAAAAAAGACUCCAUUUUGUUUCGAAUGCAGAAAAAAAAAAAUAGAUCUUAAAAUUUUUCCUAACCCAAACAAAGACUGUCAUCUUUAUUGUUUUAUAUUUUUACACUUGGUAAUGUAAUCCUAAAAGGGUGCUUUUUCUUUUGUUUUGUUUUACCUCUACUAAUGUAAGGCAGCUGUGGAAGGUGCUCAAUACAAUGCAGUGUUACAUUAGUUUCCAGCUGUUUUAACCUCAGUGUUGAAGUUACAAACCUCACAUAUGUGAAUUCGUGUGUUUUUUAUAAUGUCGAUGUGGGUUCUGCAAAGGCUGUAUAUUUUUAACUGUUCUCCCAGAUUGCGUUGCUUUAUAUUUUACCGAUACUGUAGGUGGUUUGUUAUACGGUGUGUUUUCUGAAAGCGUAGAAAAGCUGCAGUAUUUUUAUACGAACACAGCACUCGUGUGGCUGUCUUCUUCAAGUUUUACGGUUAGUUUUGUUCCUGAUACUAAGCCUGAGUCGUCAUAUUUGCAUUGUUUGUGUUCUUUUGCCAACAACAUUAAAGUUUAGAGAGUAACGUUAAAGAUUUGGAAAGACAAGUGAAAUUGUACAACACUGAUGUACUGUACAUCCUUAUGCUAUUUUUGUUUGUGAAAUAAAUGCAGCUUCUUUAUAA
Messenger RNA from Poecilia latipinna (sailfin molly), 1646 nucleotides. Its product is annotated as methyl-CpG-binding domain protein 3-like. Gene Ontology annotation, biological process: negative regulation of transcription by RNA polymerase II; DNA methylation-dependent constitutive heterochromatin formation. Gene Ontology annotation, molecular function: methyl-CpG binding. The transcript is spliced from 7 exons. Gene Ontology annotation, cellular component: nucleus. The coding region runs from base 54 to 962 and encodes 302 amino acids. Lineage: Eukaryota; Metazoa; Chordata; Actinopteri; Cyprinodontiformes; Poeciliidae. The record is from RefSeq and is a predicted model, not a curated record.